GGGUGCUCAAAUCUUUGAAAACGAACGUUUUUCUUACAAUUCUAAUUUAUUAAAAUAAUAUUGAACGAUUAUAGAAUAAAAGUCAUAAAAUGGUGGAUGUAAAAAAAUUCAGCGAGACGGAUCUUUAUGGUCUUUUAGGCAUUGAAAUCUGCGCAACGGAGGCAGAGGUCCGCAAAGCAUACCGUAAGAAGGCACUUCAAUGCCAUCCAGACAAGAACCCCGACAAUCCGAAGGCGGCGGAGUUGUUUCAAGAACUUUCCAAAGCACUAGAAAUUUUACUUGACAGUUCGGCCCGAGCUGCGUAUGACAAACUACUGAAUGCCAAAAAGGCCGCUCAGUUGCGGACUCAGCAGUUGGACAGCAAGCGACAGAAGCUGAAAAAUGAAUUGGAAGAGAGAGAACGACAAGCAAAGAAUGCAGCCAGUGUCCGCGGAACAUCCUACAAGGUGAACAAAACUCCGGAGGAGUUGUUCCAAGAGGAAUUCGAACGACUGCGGAAAGAGGGUUCCAAGCUAAUCGAGGAGGAACAGGAACUAAUGCGUCAACAGUUGCGCGAAGAAAGAGAAAUGCAGAAACGAUCAGAGUCUAGCUGGGAUGCAUCUAAGCAUAGGAUCAAGAUCAAAUGGAAGGCAGAAAAGGAUGAU
Topomyia yanbarensis is the source of this 644-nucleotide messenger RNA. RefSeq names its product dnaJ homolog subfamily C member 17. The transcript is spliced from 2 exons. The annotation marks the transcript as partial. Lineage: Eukaryota; Metazoa; Arthropoda; Insecta; Diptera; Culicidae. The record is from RefSeq and is a predicted model, not a curated record. Gene Ontology annotation, cellular component: spliceosomal complex. Gene Ontology annotation, biological process: spliceosomal complex disassembly.